UCCGUUACGUCCACUGCCGGGAAAGCAGCCGUGCGUUUUUCUCUGUGUCGCCGCCGGGACCGAUUCGCCUAAAACUAUGGCCACCGCUGCUGUGCCUGAGUGUUGCGAAGAACUGCGGGUACCCGGAUCGCCACAGCCGUAUGCUAGCCGCGUACGGGGUUCGUGGCGCGAUUAUCUCGACCCUCCCUACGACAUUUGUUGUACCGACGACGAUGCCGAUUGUUGUUCUUCGGACGACGACGACGACGACCAUUAUUGUAGCGAGAACGACGAAGACGAUUGUUCGUGCUGUUCGCUGUGUUCUUCGGGUGGUAGACGACAUACAUCGCCGUCACCCCCGCGAUCCCUUUCGCCACCCGUCUUUGAACCGUCUAUGCGCGGAUCCUGUCGGUGUAUACGCUGUCAAAAGCGUCGGUAUUCGCUGGACUUCUUUAGGGGUACUGACUUCAGACGGGGUAUUCCUUCGCCCAACGUUUACAUGAUAGACGAGACGGACAGUAAAAUUGUGCACGACUACAUACACGACCGAGAUUUGGAUAUAGGUCAUCGACCAGCCAAUGUCGUGAAGGACAAAAAGUUGAAUUUUGUUACCUGGGAGCCAUACUUUUGCGUCUUACUUCAAGACGAACAAACACUCACUGCUUACAGAAGUGAAGAAUUAUCUAUUUUCCCGGGGACUGCGCUAAGGACAAUAACGCACGCUUUUAAGAUCGGUGAUUCUCUCUUUGUCGAUUUACCACGAGUAAGAUUAGAUGGAGGUUCAAAAAAAUUUCGACAACGAUGGGGUUAUGAGCUAAUUAACCAACCACCAGUUUUAUUGGAAGAAGACGAAGAAGAUGAAGAUCAAGUCGCUGAUAGCCAAUCUUUGAGGGAAACGAGUUCAAGACCUAUGUUUGAACAGUCGCCAUUAGACACGUCGUACGAAAAAGCUUGUCGCAGAGGAAGUGCCCCUUCCACACCCGUGCUGGGCAACAAUAACAGAUCAUUGGAACUAACGCCCUCGAGGAUUGUGAAUUUCUUCUCCAAACGUUCAUUUCGAGCAAACCCGUUAAAGAGGACCAAGAGCGUGACCAAGUUAGAAAGGAAAAAAGCUCUAGAAAACGAAGGAAAUGCUAGUCCCAUUGGUCCGCGAUUGAGAACUUCUCGUUCACACGAAUCUUUGUUGUCAAGUCAAUCACAGAGUAUCAUGCAAUCAUUAGACCUAAGUAACGGCAGCUGUGUCGAAAUAAAACCGUUGCAUCCGUCGGUUUUGGGCAGAGAGAACUGUUUCCAAGUUACUUUGCCGGCCGGAAACACUCGGUACUUUUCAUGUCGAACUGCUGAAGAACGUGACAAAUGGGUGUACAGUUUGAGGAAGUCAGUACAACCUGAUCAAGAACACAUUCGCCGUACAGAAAAUUCCCUUAAAAUUUGGAUAUUAGAAGCCAAAGGAUUAGUAAAUAAGAAGAAAUACUUCUGCGAACUGUGCUUGGAUAAAACCCUAUUUGCACGGACUUCGUCUAAACAAAAAUCUGAGUUGUGCUUUUGGGGAGAACAUUUCGACUUUAGUAGUUUGCCUCAAGUGAAUGUAAUAAACAUACAUUUAUAUAGAGAAGGAGAAAGAAAAAAAAAGAAAGACAAGAGUUUCUUAGUUGGUACCGUCAGUAUACCAGUUCAUGAUGUUACUUCGAGAUUUCUUACUGAAAAAUGGUAUCCGGUGGUAACUGAAAAAAACUUAAAGGAUCCACCAUCUUUAAGAGUAAAAUGCCGAUUUCAAAGUGUUGAUAUCUUACCUGUUCAAAUUUAUCAAGAAUUCUUACAGUAUUUGUGUACUGAUUAUAAAACAAUCUGUGAAAUUUUGGAACCUGUUGUUGGAGUCAAGGCUAAAGAAGAUAUUGCAACUGCUUUGGUUCAUGUUAUGCAAAAACAAAAUUUAGCUAAAGAUUUUUUAUCUGACAUAGUAAUGAUGGAUAUUGAAAAAGUUGAAGAUGAUCGAUUAACAUUCAGAGGAAAUUCAUUAGCUACUAAAGCUAUGGAAGCAUAUUUAAAACUAACUGGAGAGAAAUAUUUGCAUGAAACUCUUGGAGAACUUGUGUCUAAUGUAUUACAAGCGGGUUUUGAUUGUGAAGUUGAUCCUUUAAAAGCUGGUAGUUCAUCAAACUUAGUUAAGCAGCAAGCAAAUUUAAGACACGCUGUUGAAACUACAUGGAAUAGAAUAUUAUCCUCACACACUUCAUUUCCAUUUGAACUUCGUGAAUGCUUCACAAGGUUCAGGGAACGUAUGAAUCAAACUGGACGUCACGACAUAAGUGAUAAUUUGAUAUCAGCUUGUAUAUUCUUAAGGUUCUUGUGUCCAGCCAUUCUGUCACCUAGUUUAUUUAAUAUUACUCAUGAAUACCCUAAUGAAAAGGCAGCAAGAAAUUUAACUCUUGUUGCAAAGACUUUGCAAACAUUAGCUAAUUUUACGAGAUUUCAAGGAAAGGAGAACUUUAUGGAAUUUAUGAAUGAUUUUUUAGAACGUGAAGCUGCUUCAAUGAAAUCCUUCUUGAAAAUAAUUUCUAGUCCUAUACCAAAUGGUUACUCUACACCGCAAGAUCAUUCAACAGAAUUUGAUGGACAUAUUGAUCUUGGUAAACAGCUCAGUAUACUUCAUACAUUACUCCUUGAGUGUGUUGAAAAAAUUUCUCCUGUACGUUUGCAAGAGGUAGAUAGGCUGCAUAAAAUACUGGAAAGAGUGCAAAUAGCUUUAGCUCAGCCACCUAGUGGAAGAACACCUUUAAAUUGUAUUGAAAAUCAACCAUUAGAACAAAAUAAUACCUAUCAACCAGUAGUUCAUCAAAAUAUAUUCAGGUAUAAUGAUCCAACUUCUAAAGAUCAUCAAAAAUUAUACGGUUCAACACAAGGAACUUCUUUAAAUAGCACUAAUAAUUUAGUGGGUAGUUCAACUCUAUUAUGUGAAAAACGCUCAUUGACUAAUACCCCGCGAGCUUCAACAUUACCUCGUAAUGCAUUCUUUUCGUCAAAUCCAAGCUCUCCAAAUUUACAGUUAUGUCCUAAAAUGAAGUAUGAUGAGCCUUUAACAAAUUAUAAUGGUUAUUCAUCACAUCAUCAAAAUAAUGGUCAUAAUUCAGAUGUUGAAAUGGAUCAGCAACAAAAAGGAAGCCAAAUGUCAAUUUCUACUCUGUCAAAUGUGGCAUCAUCAGGGUAUCAAAGUUUUGCUGCAUAUAGUCAGAGUUCAAGUCCAGUUGAUUUGACCAACAACAAUAAACCACCAGUAGCUAAUAGUAAUCCCGCCCUACCUCCUUUAGCAUUUGUUAACCCAGUUUAUCAACACCACCAUCAUCAUCAUCAUCACCACCAUCAUCAGAGAAAACAAAGACCUCGAUCAUGUAGUUCAUCAGAUGAUGAAAACAUACCAACUACUGAUAAAAUCUCCCAAGUUGCUCCAAGAUUUUUGCCACCUUAUCGUGCCCCAAGAACCAAUCCUCAAUGUAAUGGUGGUACAGCUAGGUCUAUGGCCUGGAAAUGGUCUCCUAAUAAAGUUAACGGUAUUAAUACCAACUUGAAAUGUGUACCUGAUGCUAAAAUAGUAAGUCCAAUUGAAAAGCCACUUAGAAGACGUGUUUCUUUAGAUUCCAGUCGUGGAAUGUCAGAAGAUUCUUCUGAAGAUGAUGAUACAAGAAACCAAAAUAUUACAAAUAAUUUAAAAACAAAUCGAACUGUUGAUAAAUUAAAUUACCAGAAAGAAAUUGAACGGCUGCAGACCAAUAUACAGAUACUUAAAUUAAAGUUAGAGCAAGCAAAUAGUCAACUACAAUCUGAACCAAACUCGCCAGAAAUAAUUGAUAAUGAACCGGAUAAUAUGAAAAAUAUAAUUGCAAGAUUAAUGUCUGUAGAAGAUGAACUUAGACGAGAACAGCGUAAAAUAUCUGAUACUUUAACACAUAAACAACGAGUUAUUGAGGCACAAGAACAUCAAAUUGCUGCAUUGGAUGCAGCCAACAACAGGUUAUUAAAUGCUUUAAGUCAUUUAAAAGAACAAUAUCAGGUUAACAACAAAACCAAUAGUCCAAGUCCAAGUAUUAACCAUCGACUUCUUGCUGAUUUAGGCGAGUUAAAGAGUUCAUCAUGUUAAAAAUGUUCAUUUAUAAAAUGAAUAUUAACAAUUCAUUCCAUAAUAAGGAAUAGUGAAUCUGUUGGUGUUGUAUUUAAUUAUAUUAAUUGACUACAAACAAUAUUUUGAAAUGGUUUUUUCAUCUAAAAUUACCAAUAUAAAUCAUAAUUUAAUAUUAUCAAGUAUUAUUAAAUAUAAAGUGUUUUUAAAUAUUUUUAAUUGUAAAUAAAAGUUCAUAAAACAACAGAUUAUUUUUUCAAUUAAGGUUUAAAUGAUUCGAAUUUAUCUGUCUAAUUUAAUAUAUAAUGAAUAUAUUUUUCCUUAUAACUGAAUUUUUUUCAGAGUGUAUUAUAAGUGAAUAAUAAAUAUUAAGUUAGCUUCUUAAUGUUCCUUAUACAGUUUUAAAUUAUUUGUUAUUAAGGCUUAUGUAUUAUUAAUAACCCAACCUGUAACAAAACAUGUAGUGUAUUAUUUUUAUUGUAAGAAUAAGUGUAAUAGUGACAUUGCUUAUUUUUAUUUUAUUUAUUAUUUUUUGUACUUCUGUUAGAUUUAUGUUGUUGAAUUGUUUAUUUUUUAUUUAUUUUUCAUAUUGAUUGGGUGUAUACAUUUAAGAAAAAAUGAAAAAAUUUUUUAUUUUAAAUUUUUUGAGUGUUUUUAUUUUUAUUUACGUAUAACAAGUUUUGUACCAAAGAUUAGGUUGACAAAUCAUUGUAUUAAUUCUUUAAGGACUGAUGAAUUAAACAUAUAUAUAUCAGAAACAA
Messenger RNA from Daktulosphaira vitifoliae (grape phylloxera), 4854 nucleotides. Its product is annotated as ras GTPase-activating protein raskol-like. The transcript has 17 exons. NCBI's taxonomy places the organism in Eukaryota, Metazoa, Arthropoda, Insecta, Hemiptera, Phylloxeridae. The coding region runs from base 77 to 4114 and encodes 1345 amino acids. The record is from RefSeq and is a predicted model, not a curated record. Gene Ontology annotation, biological process: regulation of GTPase activity.